AUGUUAAAAUCUUCAUAUCUGAUUCGUCAUUCAUUAUUUCAAUUGAAACGUUUUAUUCAUUUAACAAUACCAUCAUUAACAGCUGGACAAACACAAUAUCAUGGUCAAAAAAAUUCAACUUGGUGGGAAAAAUAUGAAACACAUGUUGAUCCUGUUCAAACACGUACAGAUUUACUUAAUAUGGAUGAUUUAGAUGAACGACAUUAUCGUCCUAUUAAACCUGUUAUACCAACAUAUCAAUCAUUUUCUUGUUUUCAUGAUCCAAUUAUAUCACGUGUUAUUGGUAUUUUAUUACGUGAAGGAGAUCGUGAAUUAGUUGAAGAAUUAAUGCAUAAAACAUUUCGUACAAUAAAAUUAAUACAAAUAGGAAAAUAUAAUCGAGCUAAAACACAAGAAGAACGUGAUUCAAUUGAAUGUAAUCCAGUUACUUUACUUAAGCAAGCAAUUAAAAAUGCAACACCUAUUGUUCGUCUUACACGAAUAGCUAAAGGUGGUACACUAUAUUCUGUACCAAUACCCAUGUCACCAACACGUGGUACUUAUACUGCUAUUCGAUUAUUAAUUGAUAGUACACAUGAUGCACGACCACAUGAUCAAAGAUUUUGGACGCUAUUUGCAAAAGAAAUCAUGGAUGCAGCACAAAAUCAAGGACGAACAAUAAUUGUGCUUCUUCAUUUGGUAAUUUUUUCUUUUGAAGAAAUGAACCAAUUUAUUAAUAAAUUAUUAGGAAAAGAUGAUGAACAUUGUCAUUCACAUAAAAGUGAUGUAAAAUGUGACAAUGAAACAUGUAAUUCAUUAAUACUUGGUGGUGAAAAACUUGGUUGUAAAACUGAUAAUAAACCAAUAAAUAUUAAUACAGAUGAACAAAUUAUCGAAGGUCGAACAAUACAACAUGAUGGUGUCAAUAUUAAAUCGACUGUUUCAUCAGAUGUUAGUUCAACUGUAUCAAUUGCUAAUCAACAGAAACUUACUGAUCUUGUUUCGAAAUUAAGUUCAACACAUGCACAAAUCAAUGAAUAUGCUAAUCGACAAACAGCAAAAAUCGAUGUAGAAAUUCAACGUGAAAUCGAUCUGAUUGUUGCACGUACACGUCAACAACAAGAAGAACUUCUUCGAAAAGCGAAUGAAGAGACCUAUCAAAUUGAUGCUGAAUAUCGUUUACGAUUACAAAAAAUGGUUGAAGAAAUUGAUGCUAAUAAAGCAAAACGAAUAGCUGAUAUUGAAAAAGAAUUAAAUAAAUUACAAGGUGAUAUAUUACAAGGUGCUAAAAAUGAUAUUGAUCUAUUAAAUAAAAAAGCAGCUAGUCUUAAACUUGAUAUUUUACAAGAAGCACAAUCAAGAGCAGCAUUAGAAACAAAUGAUCUUACAAGUCAAGCAAAAUAUUUAGGUCAAGCAUCAACUCUUCAUCAAUCAACAGGUACAACUACUAUUAAAACAGAUAUAUCAGCAGUAGCAACAGCUAAUGAAACUAAUGGCACAAAAAUGACAGGAAAAGUAUCAACUAAAGAUACUCAUGUAUCGACUAGUGGCGCUCACAGAAUCUAA
Messenger RNA from Rotaria sp. Silwood1, 1545 nucleotides. The record is from the annotation of a GenBank genome assembly. NCBI's taxonomy places the organism in Eukaryota, Metazoa, Rotifera, Eurotatoria, Philodinida, Philodinidae.